Molecule: messenger RNA, 1984 nt
Organism: Drosophila ananassae
Lineage: Eukaryota; Metazoa; Arthropoda; Insecta; Diptera; Drosophilidae
Exons: 2
Coding region: 117-1325 (402 amino acids)
Source: RefSeq, a predicted model, not a curated record
AAACCCGAUUCAAUAUUUUCGAUCAGCUCAUCACUCGUUUCCUAUCACCAACAAAAAUUACAAAUACUAAUAAAAUUCAAAUCGUAGUCCCUAGAAAGCUGAAAAGAUUUUCGAGAAUGAGUGACCUUAACGAGUGCGAACUAGACCGACACUUCAAGAGCCAGCUACGGGUAAUGGGCGAUGUGUACGUGAAAAUCAGCCGCGAGGACCUUGAGGUGAGCCAGCGCUGGUUGGAGCUCUUCCAGAAGGCGAAGCGCCAGGACAAGUACGCCCGCAACUGCCUGAUGCUGCUAAUGUAUGACCAGCUGAAGGAACUGGGCCGUCUGGAGAAGCCCUUCCUGGAUUUGGAGAACUUGCGCCUGAGACUGGACGAUGUCCUCAGUCAAUAUGAGGGCAGGAAGGAUGAGGAUCAAGUCUCGGUCGCAGGUGAGGCCGCCGACACGGAGACCAAUGCUUCGGAUUAUGAUGCGGCGAGCAGCCGUUGCGGCUCCCAGGAAUGCACGUCUGACGUAGACUUCAUGGAAGGAUCGUGCCCCAACUUUGUGUCCAUUAAACAAGCCAAUGCGGCUCUCCUUAACGAGAUUUCGUUGCUGCACUCCAAGACCCUCGAGACAGAGAAGAUGUACAGAUGCCAACACCAACUGCUGGACAAAAGGCUGGCCCAGAAGCCUAAGGUUAGAAAGCUCAGCGCCUGGCAGGAAAAGAUCUGGGAAACAACGGUGCAAUCCAUAGGACGCUUGACCGAAUGGGCUGGUUCCGACUACCCUUUUGACUUUGUGUCCUCCAUUUUGGGACCGUUCCUCAAGAAUGAACCCGAGUUAAGCUCGCAGCUUUACAAACUCGACCGGCAUUUCAAUGCAAUGCUGGAAAAAAUGGUGUUUAAGGAGUGCGAUCGGCGAGAGGGCAAUGUACGCAUCCUAUACGAACAGCUUAUCAUGGCUCAGAAGGAAGCCCAAAGAUUCAAGGACCAACAGAUGCAAAAGGCACAGGAUGCUUUGAAGCUGGAGUUUAAAAAGAUACGUGCUCUUUCCGAGGACUUGCAGCGCCGGGAAGAGCUCAUCCAAAGGCAUAUGCCAGCUUCUGGGGAUCUAGAGCUAUGUGCAUUCUGUCAGGAGGCAGCAAAGUCUCAAAGCAGGUCUUUACGUCCUACCGAGAGACAAGGCUGCCCCAGGGUGCUGCCCUGCGAGAUCUGCGAGGGGGAAAAAUGCAGCCCAACCAGGUUCAAGGAUGUCAUACGCAGGAAUGGUCGCAGGAAGUCUAUUUUCUCCGAGGAUCGGGAAAAGCUCACCGAAGGCCUUAGUGAUCUGUCCGAUGGAAAGCCAUAAUCCUGAUGAACCUUAUCCAAACACACCACGUAUAAUACUCUUUAUAUAUAUUUUUACCGAUUUUUAGUUCGAAUCAAUACAUCGUUGAGUUGGUUGAAAAGUUCCGCCUGUUUCUCCUUCAUCCGACGGCUCCUUCCCUGUCAACUGCAAAACUUUUAAUGUAGUUUUAAUUUUCUCGUAAUCACGAAGGAAACUUGGCUCUAGUCCUGAAAAGUCUACGCACUUACACUGUGAGAAAACGUAUAUUUUUAAAAUUUUCUAAACUAGUUUUUCCAACAAACCUUAAAUAAAAUUUCCCCACUACCGACCUGUUCCAUCGCGGCACAAUUGCCAGCAACUUGGAGGUCACUAUCGAUACAUCAUACUAUCGGCUGUGUCCCAGCUCUAUCAGAAACGAACUGAAGAAAGCAAUCCCGUUUUGAAGCGAGUUUCCCAUCAAAAUUUCCGUUUACGGUAGGCGAACCAAAUCAAAACAAAUUCCCCAUAAGCACUGACAUUCGAUCAUGCUCCGCACCCGAUAACUAGCAUCAAUACCCCCAAAAUAGAGCUGAAAAACAGCGCGAAACACAACUUACAAUCCAGAAAACAAAACGCCAGCGAGACGAGGACGCCAAGAUGAUUAAACUCUUCACGCUGAAGCAGCAAAAGAAGGAGGGAGA